Ichthyophthirius multifiliis is the source of this 730-nucleotide messenger RNA. RefSeq names its product ribosomal protein, putative. Lineage: Eukaryota; Ciliophora; Oligohymenophorea; Hymenostomatida. The record is from RefSeq and is a predicted model, not a curated record. Gene Ontology annotation, biological process: cytoplasmic translation. The transcript has a single exon. Gene Ontology annotation, molecular function: RNA binding; structural constituent of ribosome. Gene Ontology annotation, cellular component: cytosolic large ribosomal subunit; ribosome.
AUGGGAGCUUACAAAUAUUUAGAAGAAUUAUGGAGAAAGAAGCAAUCUGAUCUUAUGUCAUUUAUUUUACGUUUAAGAACUUGGGAAUACAGAUAAUUACCUGUAAUUCACAGAGUAAGCUAAUCUUCAAGACCUAGCAAAGCCAAAUAAUUAGGAUAUAAAAGCAAAUAAGGAUAUUGUAUUUGGAGAGUUAGAGUAAGAAGAGGAGGAAGAAAAAGACCUGUAUCAAAAGGUAUUGUAUACGGAAAACCUUCAAGUAUCGGUGUUACUUAAUUAAAAUAUGCAAGAAAUCUCAGAUCUUGUGCUGAAGAAAGAGUAGGAAAAAGAGUGCCUGAACUAAGAGUUUUGAAUUCUUAUUGGGUUGGUUAAGAUGGUACUUAUAAAUAUUACGAAGUUAUUUUGGCUGAUCCAUCUCAUAAUGCAAUCAAAAACGAUCCUAGAAUUAAUUGGAUUUGCAAUGCUACCCAUAAACACAGAGAAUUAAGAGGGUUAACUUCUGCUGGUAAAAAAGGAAGAGGUUUAAGAGUUAAAGGAAAUAAAGCUAAGAGCAUUAGACCUUCCAAGAAGGGAAAUUGGAGAUAAAGAUAAAUGCUUAAAUUUAGAAGAUACAGAUGAAGCUCUUAUUUUAUUUAAUAAUAUACAAAUAUAAAAAUAAUUUGUUUUUAAUAUUAUAUAAUUUACAAAAAAAAAUUAUUUUUACAAAAAAAAUUAUUUAAACAUUAAUAGUUCU